CUUUGAAUAAUCGAUCGUAUAACUCUAUAUAAUUGAUCGUAUAGCUUUAUAUAAUCGAUCGUAUAGCUUUUAAUAUUAGAUCGCAUAGAUUCAUAUACUAGUUCACGUAGAUUUAUAUAACCAAUCGUAUGGCAAAAACUGAUCGAUAGUAUAGCCAAAGCUAAAAAAUUGUUUAGCUUAAUUUAGACAAUCCUUUAGAAAAAGCUAUACGAUCAUUUAGCUUUUGCUAUAAGAUCGUUUAGCUUUUCAUACUCGGUCCUAUAGCCUUUUAUACUCGAUUUCAUAUCUUUUAAUACUUGAUCAUAUAUGUUUGUUAUAUUGUAGAUGGCGCACUCAGUCCCAGUUGAGAAAUAUUUUCCUACUACUAACUUGCUUGGCCCACAUUGGCAAGACGAAUGCACUGAUUAAGAAGAAUUUAACAAAAACAUAGGGCGUGUUCCAGAAAACGUACUUUGGUCCACUAUUUGAUGUCGACCUUGUAUUCAAUGGCCAGCUUAUGCCUCAUUUUCUUCUAAAGGAGGUCACCGAUGAGAAUCUAGAUGUCGUAAGCUUCAACAUCAAGGGGAAGAAGGUAACAUUCACACAAUAUAAUUUUAAUUUGGUUACUGGGUUGUGGCCGACAGAGGAAAGAUUGGAAAGGGAUACCAACUGUGAGAGGCCACGACAUCUCAUCCUCAUACCAAAGGUAGAUAGCAAGCCAAUUCUUUGUAAGGAUGUGGAGGCUGCAUUUGAAAAAUUCAAAUUUUCGAACGACGAAGAUGUCGUGAAGGUUGCAUUGGCAUUGUACAUUGAAAUUGUGAUAGUGGGGAAAUACAAGAAAACCCAAUUCAAUUUGAAGACAUUUAGGAUCAUCGAUGACACUGAAGUCUUCAGACAUUAUGGCUGGUCCUCGAUCAUAUAUAAAUGAACAUUGGAAAGUCUGAUGAAUAUUUUGCGCGGCAAAAAGGAGGUACACAAAUUAAGGAGACAAUCAAAUCCCAAAUAUGUCACAUGUUACUGCGUAAAGGGAUAUGCACACGCAUUUCAGGUAUGGACUUAUGAAUUAUUCUCCACAUCUAGUAAGUUCAUAGCUACCAAAGUUAGCAAGAAUGCAAUCCCACGUAUUUUGAAGUGGACAUGUUCGGUAGCGCCAUCCUGGAACCUGCUACAAAGGGAUGUCUUCCAACCCAAAAAUACUAUUGUUAUGCUAAAACUUAUACUGAUGGAAGAUGAGAUAAGGUACAAAGAGGACCAACUAUUAAGGCUUGAUGUGACCCUUUGAAGAAAGAAGAAUGAUUGAUGAAAAGGCGCCAGUUUAUCAUGAUGAGGCUACUGUGGGACAUGGUGAUCAUGAUGAGCACCAAAUGACCAAUUCUCCUCAAAUUCUUCAGUCUCAUACAGAGCAGUCUGACACACGUAAGAAGAGGUUAGUUAAACAUGCAGAGAAGCACACAAAAUCCUCAUAAAAACACAAGAAAAACAAGUCUGAUAGGGUUAUACGUGAGGAACUAUCAAAAAUUCGCAAUGAUUUGUAAACUUAACUAGCAUGGUUCGUCGGGUGAAGAGCUAACAGAAGUUCACAAGCUCUGCAUCUAGAGUUUA
Benincasa hispida (wax gourd) is the source of this 1581-nucleotide messenger RNA. The record is from RefSeq and is a predicted model, not a curated record. Lineage: Eukaryota; Viridiplantae; Streptophyta; Magnoliopsida; Cucurbitales; Cucurbitaceae.